This is a messenger RNA of Gossypium arboreum, 1179 nucleotides long. RefSeq names its product annexin D4-like. Bases 93 to 1013 code for a protein of 306 amino acids. Gene Ontology annotation, molecular function: calcium-dependent phospholipid binding; calcium ion binding. The record is from RefSeq and is a predicted model, not a curated record. Gene Ontology annotation, cellular component: cytoplasm. NCBI's taxonomy places the organism in Eukaryota, Viridiplantae, Streptophyta, Magnoliopsida, Malvales, Malvaceae. The transcript has 6 exons.
AACCUUCCAAUUUGAUAUAAAUAUAUUUAUCCUCUUUUGAAAUAUUUGUCAUCAUAAAAUUCAAAAUUUCCAGCCAAAAAGAAACUCCAUUAAUGGCUCUUCCAGUCGAUAUCGAAGCUCUUGAUAAAGCCUUCUCAGGGAUUGGAGUGGAUGAGAAGUCACUAAUCUCUAUACUAACAAAUUCAAACGAGGAACACAAAAAAUCCCUAAGGAAGGGAAGUUCCAAGUUGUUCAUUGAGGAUGCUAAAGGAUUUGAACGAUCGGACCAAUCUUCCAUUAAAAUUCUCAAACACCAAUUCAAGCGAUUUAGGGAUGCUGUGAUGCUUUCAAUCCUACACCCAUGGGAAAGAGAUGCUCGUUUGAUUGAAAAAGCAAUAAGAAAGGGCCCAAAACACUAUAAUGUGAUAGUGGAGAUGGCAUGUACAAGAUCAUCAGAUCAAUUAUUGGGUGCUAGGAAGGCUUACCAUUCCCUCUUUCAUCACUCCAUUGAGGAACAUCUUGUUACCCACAUUAAAGGUCGUGAGCGUAAGCUGUUGGUGGCACUUGUUAGUGCUUACAGAUUUGACGGGCCUGGUGUAAAUGAAGAUGUUGCAAAAUCAGAAGCUCAAAUCCUUUACGAAGCAAUCAACAAUGGCGAAAAAAACAAACUUCUCGACCACGAAGAUGCCAUCAUGAUCCUGGCUACCAGGAGCAAGCAACAUCUUCAAGCACUGUAUCAACACUACAACCAAAGCUAUGACAAGACCCUUGCUCAGGAUCUCGAAGGUGAGGGAAUUUUAAAAGAUACCGUAGAAUGCCUAUGUACCCCUCAAACAUAUUUCACCAGGGUAUUGGAAGCAGCUGUGAAGGAGGACGCAGAUGAGGAAUCAAAAAGAGCACUGACUCGAGUGAUUGUUACUCAAAAGGAGCAGCUGGUGAAGGAAGGCUUUGUUCCUAAUAAAAUUCAAGACAUUCUUUUAGGGCUUUACAAGGAUUUCAUGCUUGCCUCCAUUGCAAGUGGCGAUAUCAAAUAAACACGAAACCCCACUCUUAAAUCAUUCAAUAAAAUUAUGAAUUACCUUGGAUUCCCCUAUGAAUUGAUAUCGUCCGAUAGUUGUUGUUGAUUACGACACAAGUGCCUUGUGCUUGUAUAAAGGCUGGAUUUUCAAGUAUUGUUUAUCUCAUUUCCUUCACCAGAAA